AGCAUACCGUAAUUAAAAAGUGUUUGCAUGGGAAAGACUAGCAUACAUGAAACGGUAUAGACUAGUGUAGGUACUUCCUAAAAAAAGAGAAGAAGAUGGCAGAACAAAUUGUCAACAAAUUGUCGAAAGAUAAUUUCAACGCAGACGAAUAUGUCUUGGAAAUAGCAUCAGGUGGGGAUGUGUAUCAGGAUCUCCAGGAACACAAACAAAGGGUCCAGAAUCUCAACGAUGAUACGGCAGUUGCCCUGAAGAAAAAUGUCUACCGCAACUACACGCAGUUCAUCGAAACGGCCAAAGAGAUAUCAUACUUGGAAGGAGAGAUGUACCAACUUAGUCACAUUCUGACUGAACAGAAGACCAUCAUGACUCAACUACUAGACAUGUCUAUGGGAGGCAAAGAGGAGACAGGAAGGGACAAGAAUGCACCCCAAGCCCCGGAAGAACAUAAAAGAACCAUUGCUUCAUUACUUGAUAGAGUUGAAGGCUGCUCUAGAAUAGCUGAGGUCCCGGGUAGAUACAUCAUCUACGAUGCUGACUUGAUCGAGUUAGAUACAGACUCAUUUCAAGAGAUCCAGAGAGUUCAUGCCUACCUGCUCAAUGAUAGUCUUGUCAUCACGACCUUUAUCAGGAACAGACGAGGACCAGUAAGAUACAAGUACCAGGCCCUCUUUGAACUGGACAGUCUGGCUGUAGUUAACGUCAGAGAUGUAGGACCUGUCAAGAAUGCUUUCAAAGUUCUGAGAUUUCCUGACCAGCACAUGUACAGCACUGAGACAGCUAAAUCAAAGCGUACCUGGCUGGAUAAACUCGAAGAAGCGAAGAAGAUCCAGGUUGCUGCCAAUAGUCAGAGGCGGGAGCUGGCUGAACAGAUGAGCAUAGACAUUCCAGAGGGAAAGAAUCAAGAAGAGGCCUUUGAAGAGGAGGAAAACUUGUUUCUUCAAUCUGUUUCCAUGGAAACAAGUAUGCUUCAAGUCGAUUGGUUGUUAGAGCUUCCGGAAGAUCUUGACAUGAGUAUUGCACAGAGGAACUUUGAAGAAUCGGUUGAUCUUAUUCUUAGAGCCAAUGAAUAUUUGGAACAAGUACCGGUUGGUCCAUCACUGAAAGAGAUGAGGGCUAGAGUUGACCAUCGAGUGAAGCAGCUGACCGAUACACUGACCAGAGAGCUUCAAGUGUCACCUGACCGGUCACUCCGAGGCGGACCUCAGGUGACCAGGAGGGCCGUCGUCCAACUCAUCAGACUUGGUAAAUCAACUCAGGCUUGUGACCUAUUCUUAAAGAAUCGCAGCGCAGCCAUCAAGCAGUCUCUACGACAGCUGAGGAUAGAGGGCGCUACAAGCCUUUACGUCACCAAACUCUGUCACGUCUUCUUCAACCACAUCAUAGAGACGGGCAAGGAAUUUAGGUUUACAUUCUCCCAGAAUCAAGGCUGCUAUUCCGCUUUUGUUGUGUGGGCGAAGGCAGAGCUUCGUAGCUUUGUGAACCUCUUCUCUCGCCAAGCCCUCGCCAAGCAGACGGCCCUGGUCACCGUUGCUGAAUGUGUUUGCAUUGCGAGGACUUCCUGCUCUCUGCUCUCAACAAUCGGUUUAGACCUCCUUUUUGCACUCAAUGGUUUAACACUGAAAGGGAUCAGGGAGGUGCUGCUUUUCAACAAGGAACAGUUUAUCGAGGCCUCAAGACAUCGGAAUGUGGAGGAACGUUGGUACCCCUUGAAUUUAAAGAAUCCCAAUGCAGCUAACAACCUGGUUAGGGACAUGCAGCAGCUAGGCUUUGAUAAAUUUAACCAACUGGUUUAUGAUAGCUGUUUUGUGAAUCUAGCCAAUAGUACCGUUGCAUUCACAAAAGUGGUCCUGGCUUUCCUGAAAGAUGCUCUGAAACUCUAUGUACCAGAGCUGUAUCCAAACAUUGUAGAGGUGCUGGUUGAUGUCUUUGAUAACCACAUCCAGCUGGUAGAGGGCGCCGUCACCUCGGAUAGGUUCGAAGAAGAGCGGCAGUUCAUCCUGAAGAACGUUGAUUAUCUCUUCAAAACUCUCCUACCUCUGAUUGAAAAGAAACUCACGGACGUGGCAGGGCGAAAGGUGAAAGAACUUCAGGAUAUCCAAAAGCGAAACCAAGUCAUCUCUUCGCGAGUCCGAACCCUUGGAGUUUUGAUUUGAUUGGUUGAAUUCUUCAGAUGCGCUGUUUAGUAUGAACUGAGGGGUGUACCCAGUCUGUUGUUCCAAGUCAGUGGUACAAAACCUUUGCCUGGAACCAAUCUUAGCAGUUUAACCCUAUCUAGGCCGGGGUAUUUUGGGAUUUUAUCUCGGCCGUCGACCGCGCAAUCGCACCAAAAAUUGGCACGCGAGUUGCCUUGGACAUAAUCUUC
This is a messenger RNA of Lytechinus variegatus (green sea urchin), 2362 nucleotides long. RefSeq names its product exocyst complex component 8-like (gene exoc8). Gene Ontology annotation, biological process: intracellular protein localization; Golgi to plasma membrane transport; exocytosis. The transcript has 18 exons. The record is from RefSeq and is a predicted model, not a curated record. The coding region runs from base 96 to 2153 and encodes 685 amino acids. Gene Ontology annotation, cellular component: exocyst. Lineage: Eukaryota; Metazoa; Echinodermata; Echinoidea; Temnopleuroida; Toxopneustidae.